Molecule: messenger RNA, 880 nt
Organism: Anopheles cruzii
Lineage: Eukaryota; Metazoa; Arthropoda; Insecta; Diptera; Culicidae
Product: zinc finger matrin-type protein 5
Exons: 3
Coding region: 50-337 (95 amino acids)
Cellular component (GO): nucleus; U12-type spliceosomal complex
Molecular function (GO): zinc ion binding; nucleic acid binding
Source: RefSeq, a predicted model, not a curated record
CGUACCUUAUUAUUCAUGAAACUCUGGUGAAGUGGUCGCACUAUUCACUAUGGGGAGAAAGUAUUACUGUGAUUUCUGUGAUAAAAGAAUUCAAAACGAUUCUCUCAUCAUAAAAAAGCACACUGAAGGACUGCCACACCUCCGCGCUAAAGCUGAACAUUUUGAACAAUUCAAAGAUUUGGAACAAAUCGUUCAAGAAUCAAAGGGCAAAACACCCUGUCGCUCGCUACAAACCGGGAACGAGUGCAUGUUCGGUGCAUUGUGCAGGUUCGGCCAUUACACAGACAAACAGUUGUGGGAAAUCCAGCAACACUGCACUGCAAACACUCUUUCAUAAAAGCCUCAGAGAGUUGUGGAGGUAACAUCGUCGAUGCCAUGGACAAGAAUGGUGGGUGGAAGAUCAAAUGUCAGCUCAGUGAGCAAAUCAAGAUAGUGGUGACACUUUUCUUCAUAAUCGAUUGAUGCUGUCGCGGGAGGAAUCGGAAGGUACAUAAAGGUCACGGCCGUUGCGUUGGACUUCUCGCGAAUAAUAUGAUUAAUUCUGAAGAAUACGAACACAGUUGCGAUAUUGGUAAAUGUUCGCAAUCUUGCAACAUGAUUGUACUCACCUUUGCAUGUACAGUUUCGAGCGGUUAAUGUUUUCUUCCGUCAUCGCUCGGUUACUACUGCUUUUUCCGGUAAAUGGUUUCAAUAUACUCCGAUAUUUGACAAAAUCAAUAUCUUUGUUCCAUUCGGGUAUCUGAUGGGAAUUCAUAUAAGAGAACAAAAAUUGUCGAUACAAACAAUAAUGCUGCUUUGUAGUAUACCUUGUGAAUCGAAGCUGAUAUUCUCAAUAGCUUCAACCGUUGAUCAAGUCUGUGUUCCGCUGGACGUUCGAAGU